Molecule: messenger RNA, 3163 nt
Organism: Mytilus californianus (California mussel)
Lineage: Eukaryota; Metazoa; Mollusca; Bivalvia; Mytilida; Mytilidae
Product: zinc-binding protein A33-like
Exons: 1
Coding region: 5-1081 (358 amino acids)
Molecular function (GO): zinc ion binding
Source: RefSeq, a predicted model, not a curated record
UAUCAUGACUUCAGCGAUUUUAUGUGGUAUAUGCCAGUAUAGGGAUACUAUCAAGGAUGCAAGGCAAUGGUGUACAAAUUGUGAAGAAGGACUUUGUGAAGACUGUGAAAAACUUCAUAGAUCUACAAAAAAUACCAGAACCCACAAAAUCAUUUCCAUUAAUGAUUAUCAACACAUAAAGGAUGUGGUGGUAAGCCAAGUAUGCGAGCAACAUGGGAAAAAUUACGAUUUGUACUGUCCUACACACGACAACGCUAUAUGUAUCGCCUGCGUUGAUCAGCAUAAAUCUUGUUCUCAAGUCUUUCCACUGAUCGAAGCUGUUGUAAAUAUAAAAGAAUCUACUGCACUUACGGACUUAGAAGAUACGAUAAAUGUGGUGCUACAAAAUAGUAAAAUCAAUAUGAUCGUGGAUAUCAAGUCAUCUGCUGAGGCAUUCGAUAAACAAGAGGAAAAUAUUAAGAAAUACAUAAAGGAAAUGCGAGAAAAAUUAAAUAAACAUUUAGAUGAUAUGGAGCAGAAAUUGACCAAAGAUUUUUCAACAAAGUCUGAAUAUUGUAAAACUGCAUACGCAAAUACAAUAAAGAAAAUAAUCUCAUCAUACGACAAGUUAGCAAAGUUAAAAAAUGAUACCGAAAGCCUGAAACGAAUUGCGUCAGACGAGCAAAUAUUUCUAGGAACGCGUGAAAUGAGCAAAGUGGUCGAAAAAGAAAUUAAUUCCAUGAAAUCCAUGUUUGACGCUGGAAAAUCAUAUGAAAUAAAACUUGAACUUGAUGCUAACAUUUCAUCAUUGUUAGACAAUGUUAGUCAUCUAGGCAUCAUAUCAAUCAAAGAAGACAAUGCCAAUAUGCAGUUCAAGGAAACAAAAUUAAAUCAAGCCAAAAUGCAAGUUUCAUUGCCACUCGUAAAUUCCGUACAAGAACUUCGAUUGAAACACAAGUUUAAGUUGGAAAAGGUUAGCUUGAAGAUGAUCGUGACCGGUUGUCUAAUGUUACCAAGUGGAGAUAUAGUUAUUGCCGAUAAAUGGGUUCAUAACAAAGUUGUCAAAUACAAUGAAUCUGGUAGCCAUGCCAAAGAUAUUUAAAUUGAUAAAAAUCCAUAUGAUUCAACAAUGAUUUUCCCAGAUCAUAUUGCUAUUACACAUGGAGUUUUUGGUCAUACGUUGGAUCUUCUAAAUCUUAAUACAGGUGUUGUCGAAAAGAAGAUUUCAACUUAUAUAUUUGCGAAGAAAGGUAACAUAACACAUGAUUGUUUCGGAACAUCUUAUUGGGACGGUAAAUUGUAUGUAAUGGUUGAAAUAGUUGGAAUAGUCGUGCUGGACAUAUCAGGCAAAACCUUAGAAACCCUGUCAAUAGAUACUGAAAACGGUCGGAACAUUGUCGUCUUUAAAGACAGGAUAUACUAUACUAACAGAAAUAAGAACACUAUUCAUUGCAUGAAUACCGUAGGUCAAGAAAUUUGGGUUUAUAAAGAUAUAUAUAUUGUUAAACCUUCUGGUUUAACUGUAGAUAGCAACCUUGACUUGCUUGUAUCAGGUGAAACAUCAAACAAUAUUAUACUAAUAAAACGCGACGGAAAAGAUAGCAAGGUUUUGCUGCAGCAAAAAGAUAAUCUAGUUAAACCAAAGGCAAUUUAUUUGAAUAGAGAAAGACGAGAACUAUUAGUAGGCAAUGAAAGCAACUAAUAUGCUGCAGUUUAUAAAGUAGUAUAGAUUAUCUAAAACGUUAAGUGUGUUAGGUUUAAUUCAUUAAGCAUUGUGACACCGAUUUUAGAUCAUUUUUCUUAUAUGUGAUUGGCAUUCAUUCGAGCUAAAAUUAAUCUUUCUGUCAACAAUUAUAUAAUAACAUGUCGUACAGAUUUUCCAAAAUAAAAAAGCUUAUAUAACAACGUAUUUGAUUUCAAUGAAAGAAAUAUUUCUGUAUUACUGAAAAAUUAUUACACCAAGGUUUUCUAUACCACAAACUAUUCAAAGCAUUUACUAAAUUGUAUCAUCGGUACAAGGACAACAUUCGUAAAUAUAAAUCUACAUGCAUACAUCUUACAAGUUCAGGUAUUUCACAUCCAAUCUUUCAUGAUAAUAUUCUUUACAAAGCACAAAAUUUCAACAUUCACCUCAAAAGCUAGUUAAACCUAUAAACAGGUUUAUUUAGAAGCAAAACAGUUACGGUACUGUAGUGCGAGCAUAUUUUGGUAUUAUUAUUGGUUCACUCAUUGGGUCUUUGCAUGGGAAAUAAAGACAUUUCUUCUAACACCAGUUGUUGGCAUGAUACGGGUUAUGUCCUCUCAUAUAUUUUCAAAUGGUAUGAUUCUAAACCGCUAACGAGAGGGAUUGUGCUUGAUUUUCAUAUGAUGAAAACAAAAUCUUUCAAUCAGUUUAAAUAAGAUCUGGAGCUGGCAUGUCAGUAACUGCUAGUAGUCCUUUGUUAAUCAUGUAUCAUUGUCAUUUUGUUUAUUUUCUUUUGUUACUUAUUCUGACAUCGGACUUCUUAAAAACAGAGUUUUACUAUGUGUAUACUGUGUGUUUGUGUAUUCUACAUUGGCUAUAUGUAUAGGGGAGGGUAAACGGACGAUAUCAUGAGUCGGUUGACCUUUAUGGAAUAUCCGUUUCACAGAUGGUAUCAUAUAUAUAUAUACCUUAUGUCGUAACUACAAUCCUGUUCCUGUUCAGGAAUGUGACCUACCGUAUCAGACUAUUUACCGGGUUUGUAAUAACAUGAGCAACACGACGGGUGCCACAUGUGGAGCAGGAUCUGCUUACCCUUGCAUUGCACCUGAGAUCACCCGCAGUUUUUCGUGGGGUUCGUGUUGCUUAGUCUUAAGUUUUCUAUGAUUAUUGUUUCAUGCUACUCAUUGCCGCAUACGAUAUGUAUGAAGAUUGUGGUAUUGUUUACUGUAUAUGUUAUAUUUGAUUUAAGAGAACAAUUAUCAAUGUAACAUGACCCAUAAUAAUGGUUCUCUUUAACAGUUAGAAUUUACGAAUGUUAAUGCCGAGAAUAUGCAGAUUUGCGAACGAUAUUUUUUAACAGUGUAUGUAAUAUAGAAAGUAAUUUUAGUAAUUUGAGUAAUGAGGAAAAAUUUUUAUUUAUGUUUCAUGAUGACAGAGUUUGUUAUUUUACAGCCAAAAUCUGCCAUGAAGUACUUUUUAAGAGAAAGUGUAUUUUAUACU